CCACCAGCUAUGAUAACAGAUGUACGGCCCAACCAGUUGCCGGUUUUACUAUCGCGGCCAUAUUUCCAUUUAAGAAACACAAAAAUCAUCUUUUUUUUGGAUAAACCCUACCGGAGCAAUUCCUGUAAAUUUUCCGACCAUAUAAUUCAAACGGAAAAAUAAUCGAGAUAAAGUUGAGCAUGGUGGUUAAUUCCGCCUAGAUCUAGUAUCCUUCGCUUUGCUUCAUCUUCAAUUCACAUGUGUGGGCAAUUGUUUUUUUUCUUUUACUUUUCUCUAUAAUUCAUUUUGCUCCUUGCUGCUGCUAGUUUUUGUUCAGAAAGUGAUUCGAGCAUUUCGAUUUUAGCGAUUCAAUUUUGUAGUGGAAAAGGUUUUGUAAGGUAGCUGGGUUUAGCAUGCGCGAAUGGGAAUCCGACCCGCAUUUCGCGGCGGCCGAGGUCGUUCAAGACUCCGCCGAUCGGAUGGAGUCUAUAUUUCGCCUUCUAUUACAUGAACAGAGUCUUGUUCAUGAGCAUCCUAUGGACGAACAACUUCUUAGCUCCAUUGAAUGUCAUAAGCGAGAUCUUUCCACAGCCAUGGAAACAGCAAAAUGGCAGCUCGAAGACUUUGAGAGAGAGGUAAAUUUGGCCGACAAGUUUCAAUUGGAUAAUAAUGUGAUCCUAAGGCACAUGCAAUUUAUUGGAGCCAUCAGGGAACAAAUAAUCCGUGUUGAACAAAGCAUGGAUGCAUCAUUGGGAAACCAGUCGAGGAAUUUGAACUUGAAUGAGCAUGAUAGGGAUGGGCUGGCACUCUUUCUCACGGGUGAAAGUCCCGUUGAACACAUGGCUGGCCAUGACUCGGCGGAUGAUAAUAUGUUAAGAAGGUUUCUUGAUCCAGCCAUGUCAUCAAGUCCGAGGAAAUAUAUCGAUGAGAAUAAUGCUGGUGAAAUUGUAAAUUUGAAGGCGGGCGAGAUUUCAUACAGGGACCAUAAUAAUAUGGACUUGAAGAAUUCUCUAGCAGAAAUGGAUUUGGGACCUUCAGUUUCUUUUGAGGGGGCUAAUACAGGCAUGCACGCCGAAGAAGGGACAUGGGAUUUGGAAGCCAAUCAUGCAAUUGGUAGAAGCAACUUGCAGAGAAAUAAGCUGGAAGGAUAUUUUGGGAGAAUGAACAUAUUUAGGUCCUUGGGAAAUUUCCGGUUUAGCAGAAGUUUCACAAAGAGGUUAAAAGAUGGGGAGGAACAGAGGCAGUCCCAGCUCUUCAGCGAUUUUCACCCAGGCAUGCAGAUGUGUUCACUCAACAACAACAACAACAUACCCAGUAUAUUCCCAGGUUGGGGUCUGGGGGGUCAGUUGUACGUAGACCUUACCCUUGUAAUUAUACAAGGAGACUGUUUCCGUAGCGACCCAAGAGGAUGGCCCGACUGCAUUCAGCUUUCGGAUAUAGCAAUUUAUCUUGCUUCCUGUCACCUUCUCAAGCCAUGCAAUUGAGUAGCUGGAUAAGGGGUUUUAGAGACAAAUGCCAUCGAUCUUUACAUGAUAUCCAAGCUAGAUAUCAUCCAGUACCGUCUAUAUUGGCCUUGCUUCUGAUUCUGUUACUCUUGUGUGUGUUGAUGAUAUAGGUGCUUCAUCUUACAUUGUGGGCAGUUUGUUUUGUGUAGCAACUGGCAAAGAUGGAAAAAUACAGUUUGGGUUGGAUAUGUGUUGGAAAUUGAAUAGUAUUCUAAAACUUCUAUUUUAUAUUAAAAGAAAUGAUUUGUUGCAAUGUAGCCGUGUAGCUGAGGAUCAAAAAGGUUUGUAAGUUGUACCCUUUUUGCGAUAAUCUGUUUGGAGGUUUAAAAACAAAACCUAGCAAAAUAAAUUGGAUUUUUGCAUAUGAC
Molecule: messenger RNA, 1852 nt
Organism: Striga asiatica
Lineage: Eukaryota; Viridiplantae; Streptophyta; Magnoliopsida; Lamiales; Orobanchaceae
Source: the annotation of a GenBank genome assembly